Messenger RNA from Heterotrigona itama, 4651 nucleotides. The record is from the annotation of a GenBank genome assembly. Lineage: Eukaryota; Metazoa; Arthropoda; Insecta; Hymenoptera; Apidae.
AACGAGAAAGAUAUCGAGCGUAACAUCCGGCAGGUGAUGCUACAAUAAAAAUUCGACCGAGCACGUUUCGAGGCAUCGUGGCGACAUGGCUACGAGAUCGCAAUGGUUAUUGUUGACUUGGCUGGGAUUUUGCGCGGCAUGGAUGGACGAAAGGCCUGUGUUGGAGUCGCGGGACGGAAAUCUGUUCAUUUCCGCUGCGAAGGACAAGAACAUCACCCUGAAAAUCUUGGGGAAAGGCUACCUGAACGUGAACGAAAUUAAUUUACUUCACGUCGCGAAUUCCGCGGAAAGCGCGACGCGUUUGAUUGAAAGAUGGAAAACCGGAUACCUGGCCGAAGUGGAAUCGAAUUUGCAACGAUUGAUGCAACUCGUGGAGGGUCCGGAAGGUUUGGAGAAAAAAAUAGCCGCGUUAAGAGGAUUCGGAGAAGGGAAUAGCACGUUACAACCGGAUAUUUCGUCGACGAAUCAGGUACGACGAGUGGAAGAAAAAGUAAAGUCGAUAGAAUCGAAAUUAAGGAUAAACGAGUGCAGCAGCAAUCCUUGUCAGAAUGGUGGAACGUGUCAGGAUCUUUACGAAGGAUAUCAGUGUCAUUGUCCGUUAAACUGGGAGGGUCCAAAUUGCGUGAUGGACGUAAACGAGUGUGUUCGGCUGUUAGGAACGGAUCUUGGAUGCCAAAAUGGAGCUACCUGUCAUAAUCUUCAAGGAUCGUACAGGUGUGACUGUACAGCAGGAUGGUUCGGUCUCCAUUGCACGAAGAAAACUCCCAUUUGCAACACGCAGAAUUCCAACGAACUCUGCGGUCACGGUGUCUGCGUCAGUAAACCUGGUUCACCGCUCGGUUACACUUGCAUUUGCGACCAAGGUUGGCAAUCCGAGGGCGCUAAUCCAGCUUGCGUCAAAGACGUGGACGAAUGCGCCGGAAACCACAGGCCGUGUUCCGUGAAUCCUUGGGUUGCUUGCCGAAAUGCACCGGGAACGUUCUUCUGCGACGCUUGCCCUCAAGGCUACUCAGGCAAUGGUUAUUACUGCACCGACAUCGACGAGUGUCUGUUGGACAACGGAGGUUGCAGCACCUUCCCCAGAGUUCAAUGCAUCAAUACCAUGGGUUCGAGAAUGUGCGGCCCCUGUCCAAAGGGGUACAGUGGCAACGGUGUCACCUGCGUCUACGUUGGUAGCUGCGCCGUCAACAACGGCGGCUGUCAUCCAUUUGCCACGUGCGUGGAGAAUCCGGCUCUCACGAGCGCCUACGUGAUCUGUCGUUGUCCAGCUGGCAUGGUGGGUGAUGGACUCGGUCCAAACGGUUGUCAACCGUCCACCGACCAUGUUAAUACACCUUGCGCUACUAAUCCGUGCGGCCACGGAGACUGUUUGAUCUUGGGAAGCAUUCCUAGUUGCGUGUGCCACGCUGGUUACACCGGCACAACUAGCCAACGACUGGUGUCAUUCCCAAUCUCGUCGGGGGACACGUGUAGCGUGAAGGAUCCAUGUACACCGAAUCCGUGCAAAAACAACGGUGUCUGUGUGAAGUCGAACGGCGCGGCGACCUGCGACUGUCCGUCGUCGUACACCGGCAACAGAUGCGAAACAGCCCGGCAAACCUGCGGCGGCGUGUCCCGUAAUCCCGUGGGACACCUCGAGUUCCCGAUCGGUGGCAACGUUUAUCAGCACGGACUGAGCUGCGCCUGGGUCCUAAUCACCAACAGCUCGCUCGUGUUGAACGUCACGUUCGACCGUUUCAAUCUCGAACAGUCGACCGACUGCAAAUACGACUUUUUACAGAUACACGACGGCAGAAAUGCCGGUAGUCAGAUGAUCGGCAGAUUUUGCGGCAACACAUCGCCACACGGGAACGGAAAUAUCGUGUCCUCGCACAACUCCCUGUACUUCUGGUUCCACUCUGAUAACAGCAUAUCCCACGACGGGUUCGCGUUUCAUUGGGACAGUAUCAAGCCGGUUUGCGGAGGCACUUUGACGAACGAUUAUGGUACGAUCAGCUCGCCUGGAUCACCAGGAAGGUAUCCGCCGAACAGAGAUUGUUAUUGGCAGAUUACCGUUAGACCCUCGAAGAGGAUACAGAUCCAUUUUGGUCAACUGAUGCUCGAAGAACAUUCAACCUGCGAGGCUGACUUCCUCGAGAUCACCACCAUACACAACGAACGACUGGGUCUUUACUGCAAUCACACUCACCCACCGCCUCUGGUCGUGCCGGCUUCCGAAGCUAUAAUUUAUUUCCACUCUGACAGCGCCGGGCAAGACGCUGGCUUCCAAAUCCACUACUCCGUCGUCGAAGGUGUUCCGGGUUGCAACGACGUGUACACCGCUCCAACUGGCACCAUUAACAGCCCCGCGAUUACACUGUCUACCCAAGAGUUAGAAUGUGAAUGGAAAAUCCUAAUGCCUGUUGGCAAACGGAUAGAGAUCACUUGGCCGAAGUUCGAGCUCAUGUCUACCGACUGUCGGAUGCAACAGCUCGAGAUUUACGACGGAGAUACCAGCGAAUCAUCGUUGCUCCAACGACUAUGCGGUUCCAUGAUUCCCACCAAAAUCAGAUCGAACACGAACGUGUUGCUCAUCGUCUUCAAGGCGAAAAUGUACGGUAGUUUCACGCUCUCGUACAGAACGACGUGCGGCCAAGUAUUCACCAGCGAGUCAGGAAUUAUCGAAUCGCCCAGCUAUCCGGCCCCGAUCGUUCUUUUCGAGAAUUGCGACUACGAGAUCAAGCAACCGCCGGACAAAAGAAUCGUGUUGAACGUGCUCGACAUCGACAUCCCUAAGUCGUCUAAGAAACGGAACAAUUGUGUAAACGGGUAUAAUUAUCUUGACCUGUACGACGGCACAAACGUGAACGCCACGCGUCUCGCACGUCUUUGCGGCAUUUCCACCGAUAGCAUGAGCUACUACUCCACGCACAAUGUCAUGUUGCUCAAGUAUUACUCGAUGGGAGGACGUGGCUUCCGGGCGAAUUACACGACUAUUCAGAGCAGAUGCGGUGGACUGUACACGGAGGCCAGCGGAACGAUUCAGACACCGACCGACGAAGGCAAAUAUCUGAACGACGAGACGUGCAUCUGGACGAUACAAGCCCCGAUAGGAUACAUCGUGCAGCUCAGCUGGCUGUUGUUCGAUCUGGAAAGGAAUAUUCGUUGCCGGCACGACUAUGUCAAGGUGUACGAGAACUUCAUGUCGUACAACAGGGAGGAGAUCGGAACGUACGUGCAAAUUUUCCUCUUUAUCCGACGAUUAAACUUAUUUGGAAUUACAGAUGAUCGAGUCGUUGAAUUUCACAGGUUCUGCGGUUUCAAGAAACCGCCGGUAGUGAUGACGCAAGGGAACGAAUUGACGUUGGUGUUCCAUUCUGACUCGACGAUAACCCGCGAGGGAUUCACCGCGACGUAUCUCUUCAUCGACGCCAGCAAAGUGUGCGGCGGUCAUUUCAUUAAGACGACAGGCGUCGUCCAGUCGCCAAAUUAUCCGAGGAAAUAUCCGGGGAAACAGCAAUGCAGUUGGGUGAUCGAGGCGCCGCACAAGCAAAGGGUGAUCCUCAAUGUGAAGGAUUUCCAUCUGGAGGCACAUACCACUUGCUUGUUCGAUUACCUAGAAAUCAGAAACGGUGGCUACGAAACUUCUCCGCUACUUGGACGAUUCUGUGGGACCGAUAUCCCCACGGAAAUUUUCAGUCAGACCAAUCAGAUAUACUUGAAAUUCGUGUCCGAUCUGACGAGAUCGUUCGCUGGAUUCCGCAUAGAAUGGGACAGCACGACGAUAGGCUGCGGUGGAACCAUGAACGCCGCUUAUGGCGACAUCAUGUCUCCAAAUUACCCGGAACCAUACUUGCAUCAAGCGGAAUGUUACUGGAAGAUCGCGGUGGCGGCCGGCAGUCUGGUACGAUUGCUAAUAGUCGAUCUGCAACUGGAGCAGCAUGACAAGUGCAGAUACGACUACAUCGAGAUAUCCGAGGGAAUUAAUCACCGGAACAGCCAGAGAUACUGCGGCAACCCUUAUCCGAAAAUCAUCGAGACGAAGUCUAACAUGGUGACCAUACAGUUCCGCUCCGACUUUACGAAUUCUGGUCGCGGUUUCCAUCUCAAGUACGAAACACUAUGCGAGAACAAACUGCACGGUUUCUACGGGUCGAUAGAGUCGCCGAAUUUCCCGUACAAGUACGAGCAGAAUCUCAACUGCAGCUGGACGAUCGACGCCCCCAUAGGUAACAGGGUCAACAUCACGUUCUCUCAUUUCGAUCUCGAAGGACCGGGCAACGAGAACACCUGCUCCUACGACUAUCUGCAAGUGUCUGAGGGUUUCCGCGACACACCGUCCCACGAACUCGCGAAACUCUGCAAUUCCGACGUUCUCCCGGCCAAGAUUCAUUCGAAGGAGCAUCAAGUGUUCGUGAAGUUCGUUACUGACACUUUGAUCUCUUUCAACGGCUUCCGACUGGAAUGGGUGGUCGACGGUUGCGGUGGACAUCUGACAAGACCCUUCGACUCGUUCACCUCGCCCGGAUAUCCGUCCGCUUAUCCCACGGACGUAGUCUGCGAGUGGCUGAUUGAGGUCGACUACUCGCACAGCGUCGAGCUGACUCUUCACGACGUUAGUAUCUCUCAAGUCGUAUCUCAAUUAGAGAUCGUGAUUUCGAGCGUGCGUUAA